AUGAUUGACUACGGAAGUUUUGGAGACAUUUUCAAGAUCAGUCCAAGCAAAGGAGAGAAGAAGAUAUAUGCAAUGAAGCAGAUUAAAUACCGCGGGGACUUUCGAGAUGACGCCUAUAUCAUGAGUGAACUGUAUUGUCUUUCCCGCCUUAAGCAUAGGAACAUCAUUGCCCUGCACGAUAUUGUGAUUGGUGUCAAUGAAAUUAAUAUCAUAAUGGAGUACGCUGCAAACGAAAACCUUCAGCGUUACUUGUUGUCCCACAAAGACAUGCCACGUGGACAGAAGUAUGACAUAUUUACCCAAGUGCUACAGGGCGUUAUGUAUUGUCAUUCCAUGGAGAUUUCACACCGUGACCUUACUCCAGUGAACAUUCUACUGACCGACGAUCUAGUGGUCAAGAUUGCAGACUUCGGUCUCGCCGUCAAGUGCAUUUCUGACGCCGGAUCGCUGUUGCUGUGUACGGAUUAUAUCGGUACAGCGUCUUAUCUCCCGCCAGAAGUACUGUCACAACAGCCAUUCCUGCCUAAACCAGUUGACGUCUGGAGCCUCGGUACCCUCCUUAUAUUCAUCAUCUGUCUCGAGGUUCCAUACAAAGGAUUCCAAGAUGACAUUCUCGCCCAACAAAUAAAGGAAUCGUGGGUAGACUUUAUUGAAAUCAAAUCGCAAGCGUUUGACUGCAGAGUUCCCGAAGAAAUCGUUUGUUUGCUUAGACAGUGCCUCAGAAUUAACGCGAUUGACAGAAUAAACAUUGACGAGAUGUUAUGUAAAUGGGACAAAUGCAAGACGAUUGCGCUAUAA
Dreissena polymorpha is the source of this 798-nucleotide messenger RNA. Its product is annotated as testis-specific serine/threonine-protein kinase 2-like. Gene Ontology annotation, molecular function: protein serine/threonine kinase activity; ATP binding. The transcript is spliced from 2 exons. The record is from RefSeq and is a predicted model, not a curated record. Gene Ontology annotation, cellular component: nucleus; cytoplasm. Bases 1 to 798 code for a protein of 265 amino acids. Gene Ontology annotation, biological process: mitotic DNA damage checkpoint signaling; protein phosphorylation. NCBI's taxonomy places the organism in Eukaryota, Metazoa, Mollusca, Bivalvia, Myida, Dreissenidae.